Molecule: messenger RNA, 2841 nt
Organism: Saccoglossus kowalevskii
Lineage: Eukaryota; Metazoa; Hemichordata; Enteropneusta; Harrimaniidae
Biological process (GO): adenylate cyclase-activating G protein-coupled receptor signaling pathway; cell surface receptor signaling pathway
Cellular component (GO): plasma membrane
Molecular function (GO): G protein-coupled receptor activity
Source: RefSeq, a predicted model, not a curated record
AUGGCUUAUAAAAACAAACCAUUAACUAAUUACGCAGCGCUUACUACCGAAUUGAAGCAAACGAACCAGGCCGUUGGGGAGGAAUCUGGCAAGUACCAUCUACGUUCACUUGCUUCUGAUCAACCCAAUCAAGUUUCUACAUUAGUGACGAAAUUUGAUGAUUGGGCAGAGGGAAAUGCUGAAUCCGUGGGUAAUAUAAUGCCGUGGAAGUAUGAUAAUUCGUUUGGAUACGGAAAAAUUCUCGCCACUAAAGACGUUGAUUUGUUGGGUAAUAAAUGGGGGACAUUGUCCUGCACCUCCGGAUGUGACUGCUCGCCUGGGUGCUCAAUAUCUUCGGCUAUGUGGAUGAAUCCUGAAAUGCAAUAUCCCAAUGCAAUGUGGUAUUGGAUGAAAGAAAACCGACCACCUAUCGAAUUGCAGUGCACAGAAGAUACCGAUCCCCUGGAACACUGGAAGCAAGUUUCAAAAGAAGAGGAGAUACAGCUUGCAAUGAGUGUAUUGAGUCCAGAUGCUACCAGUAUGCCAUGGGAGACAUCGAUGAACGUGUUGACUAUAGUGACUACGUACACAUCCAGUGACUGUGGGACCACGGCGGCUGACGACUUAAUUAUCGUAUAUAGACUGUUGAAAGCAAUAUCCGCAUCGGAUAUUAGUAGUGCAGACACAGCAAUACAACCUCUAAUAAAGAACUUCAUCAACUCUGCAAGCGGUCUUCUGAAGACGAAACAUAGAACAGAGUGGGUUACAGCUAGCCAGUUCGUUGGAGCUUCGAGUGUCAUGGCAACCAUUGAUGAGUUUGCUCAGAAAGUGUCUGAAGCACUUUUGCCAACGGAUAUUGUCGUUGUCGAUGCAGAAAAUAUCAUUUUCGUAGUUCAGAUGAUGAACUUAUCUUCCACAAACACCACCGGCGUGGAGUUUACCAAUAAUGAUGAAGAUUGGUCAGUGACAAUUUCUUCCGACGUUUUCCGUGAUUUGCUCGAUAUACAUGGCGAGGGCACAAAAGUGGCUUUCAUUGGGGUGUUGUACAAGAACGUCUCAGAACUACUAACCAACGAUGUCCAUGGUGGUGCUGUUUACAGCGAAGACGACAUCAUUACACUUGGUAAAUCUGUAAUCUCCGCAACGGUGAGGAUUAAUGGUGACCUGAUCAGUGUACCAGUGGAUUACCGGCUUCCAGUAGAUCCGGUGGACGAUGUAGCUGGUCCAUAUGACCUUAAAUCGGCGUGCGUCUUUUUGGAAUACAAACAUGAAACAUUACUACCAGCUGAGAGAAUAAGUAUACACAAGAACCUCAUACUAGCUAUCAUGUUAUCGCACUUGGUUUCCAUGGCAACUGAGUCUGCAUCUCAAGUCGAGGUGGCGUGCAAGAUAUUCGCUGUACUUCUGCACUAUACGUGUACUGCUAUGUUUUUGUGGAUGCUGGCAGAGGGAAUUCACCUGUAUCGCCAAAUAGUCGCUGUGUACGGAAGUGAACGAAGCUGGAUGAAUUACUAUUAUACAAUGGCAUGGGGAACACCUUUUUUGAUUGUAGCAAUAACUGCGGGAAUACGUAUUGAGGACUACGGCGCCGUGAACCAUUGCUGGCUGUCAGUUGAGAGUGGACUUAUUUGGGCGUUUGUUGGACCAGCAAUACUAAUCAUGACCGGGAAUUUAGUGGUUCUCAUAAUGGUCGUACGAGUCGUGGUGUCCGCCUCCCAUGCCAGUGGCCAGAAACAAAACGACCAUGUCAAAGCCGGUGUGAAGAGUUCCCUGCUGUUGUUACCACUACUUGGCAUUACCUGGUGUUUCGGAUUGUUUGCCACCGGUGAAGAAACCAUUGCGUUUCUUUAUAUUUUUUCAAUUCUUAAUUCGUUGCAGGGAUUAUUCAUAUUUCUGUUUCACGUGGUGUAUAAUUCCGAGGUAAGAGCUGCCCUUAGACGCAAAAAGGAGAAGUUCGAGGCAGAACGUGGCCAGUUCGGAACGUCGACAAAUGCCACGGCUGGGUCUUGGUACACUCGUAGCACCAUGGCUUCGAGGUCAACACGUGUUACAAGGAUGUCUUCAGAGCAGACCCUGCAUCUUGAAGACGUUGUCAAUGAUGUGAAGAUGGUCGAAGACGCAAAAUUGAGCGAACCCCCCAAAAAACUGACAACCAAUGAAAACCAAACACCCACUGCUCGGAGUAGUAGAAAUUCAUUGAUCGUGCACCCCAACGAGGAAAUAUAUUGCUGUCUUUCAACAGGAUUUGUGGGCAAGGACAACAACAGUCCACGUGCCGCGGAUUGGAUUGUUAAGAAUCAAGUAACAGAAAACAUAAAGGAUUCCACAGAGUAUCCUGUGGACCGCACCUAUGACCCAGGAGAAGCCAGUCAGAAAAGACUUGAGAGAGCAGCAAUUGAAUGCGCAAAACACAAUAUUGUGUAUAAUGACACUAGCACAACUCGAGUAGUAUCAAACAAAUACAAGGUUAUAAUUAAUGUCAUGGCUAAAGUUGGGUCAGGCACUUGGAGAAGAUUUAUGCGUGAAAUUGACCCGACAUGUGAGGGUGGUGAAAACAAACGUCGACUCAACUCUCUGACGUCUUCCGAGUUUGAUCAGUACGUUAGAGGAGUGUUCUUCCGAGAACCCCUGGAACGACUUGUAUCGUUUUACCACUUUGUGAUUUCUCCCUACUCAAUGUCUUCCACUCAAUACUUCAGUCGCUACUAUGAGUUUAUGAGAAAAGGACACGUGAAUGCCACUAUGAAUAAUAAACCGUACUUGACUUUCAGUCAACUUGCCCAGAUGAUUAUUCGAUCAUGGUCAAAAACCGGCACAAUCUUGGCAUUGGCAACGUCAAUAUAUAAUGUCACGAAUAUGUGA